UUUAUGUAUUUAUUUUUUACCUUUCAGCAAAAUGAUGCUCCAACACCCAGGCCAGGUAUCUGCAUCUGAAGUCAGCGCCUCUGCAAUUGUUCCUUGCUUGUCCCCUUCGUUAUCACUGGGGUUUGAAGAUUUCACAAAUCUAACCCCCCUGGUGAAAGAAGAAUUGAGAUUUGCCAUUCAAAAUAAGCGCCAAUACCACAGGAUGUCUUCUACAUUGGACACAGUGACAGUUUCAGAAAGAAUGGUUGAAACAUCUGUUCUGAAAACAGAGUUUGCACCUGAAGAAGAUGAAAGGAAAAAGAGGAGAAGGGAAAGGAACAAAAUUGCAGCUGCAAAAUGCCGAAAUAAAAAGAAGGAAAAAACAGAAUGUUUGCAGAAAGAAUCAGAAAAACUGGAAACUAUCAACGCAGAACUAAAAGCCCAGAUUGAAGAACUAAAGAAUGAGAAGCAGCAUUUGAUAUACAUGCUCAAUCUCCAUAGGCCUACUUGCAUAGUCCGAGCGCAAAAUGGGAGAACACCUGAGGACGAAAGGAACCUCUUUAUUCAACAGAUCAAAGAAGGAACAUUACAGGGCUAAGUGACAAUGAUGAGGCAAAACAAAGAGUCCUCAUAAGUACAUCUCCACACCAAAAAUCCAGAAUCCACGGAGGAUCUGACUUAAGGUGUAUCUGCAGGAUUCUAUUAGUCAAAAACCAAUAGGCAGGAGGGUUGCUUUGUUAAGCAGGAAGGAUUGUGUUGGCUCAGCUGUGAUCCUUCCCCUCAAAAGACUUGCUCAUGCUCAAGUCAGAGUCCUCUGCCUCAACUCUAGGUUUUAGUACGUCACAUGUGCUGUUCCUAGAAGCUACCAACAACAACCGCAGAAGUUUUACGUUUCUGCUUGUAUACAGUACCUGCACUUGUGAUGUCUGUGCUAGAACACUAUGACUUCCAAUGAUGCACUUCAUACAGACAGCAGUGCUGGAUGGACACUACCUUUCCUUGUUGCUAGUAGGAAAAGCAGAGAGAGUAUUUUCAGAGCUUUCAAGUUUUCAGAAUGAUGCGUUCUGGAAGAAUGUGUUGGUAUGUAAUAAUGCAUUUUAACCUAAUGCAAAAAAGCCUUUAGUUUCAAAUUAAGCAUUGUAUUUUUUUUCUUUACAACACUUGUGUGGGUUUUUGUAUGACUCAUCUCAGACUUUGAUUCUGAGAAGUUUAGUAGGUGUGACAAGCAUCAGUAUCUUGCAAAAUGUCUGUGUAGCUAAAAAAAAAGUUUGCAUUUACUGAACUGGAGCUCUCACACUGUUCUUCAGCGAUUGCAGUUGUGCCAUGAAAUACAGGCAGGCACUUUGCCCUGUGAGCACUUAAUGCACAAUAUCCAAUAUACACAGUAUUUCAAAGCAGUUAUAGGGAUCAAAUUUACACAGUAAAAGUAGACUUGCCAAAUCUGAACUUCCUUGAAAAUGAGUUCCUGGGUCUAUGCUUUAAUUUUACUGAAGUAUUAUUCAUUCUGUGUGAAAUUCACCUGUGUGUGGAGAGUUAGUUGAAGUGUGAAGAGGGAAUUAGCUGGGAAAGGAUUCAGUGAGUUUUGUCUGAAAUAAGGACUGCAGGACUGAAUCCAAAGUUUGUGAAUCAUAGCAAAUGGAAGUGGAAAAGACUUAGAUUACCUAGGAUUUGAUCCUGCAAACUUUCACUUGUUAGUAAUUCUUACUCAUACACUUCAGUGGGACUCGUUCCAAGAGUAGCUCUUAUGCACAUGACUAAGGUUUUGAGGGACUCUAAUGCAACACUCUGUCAAGAUUACUUCCUGUUGUCAUAUGAUUCAUAA
Gavialis gangeticus (Gharial) is the source of this 1801-nucleotide messenger RNA. RefSeq names its product activating transcription factor 3 (gene ATF3). Gene Ontology annotation, molecular function: RNA polymerase II cis-regulatory region sequence-specific DNA binding; DNA-binding transcription factor activity, RNA polymerase II-specific. The transcript is spliced from 3 exons. Gene Ontology annotation, cellular component: nucleus. Gene Ontology annotation, biological process: regulation of transcription by RNA polymerase II. The record is from RefSeq and is a predicted model, not a curated record. The coding region runs from base 32 to 577 and encodes 181 amino acids. NCBI's taxonomy places the organism in Eukaryota, Metazoa, Chordata, Crocodylia, Gavialidae.